Molecule: messenger RNA, 964 nt
Organism: Thamnophis sirtalis
Lineage: Eukaryota; Metazoa; Chordata; Lepidosauria; Squamata; Natricidae
Gene: TMEM269
Product: transmembrane protein 269
Biological process (GO): phospholipid biosynthetic process
Cellular component (GO): membrane
Molecular function (GO): phosphotransferase activity, for other substituted phosphate groups
Source: RefSeq, a predicted model, not a curated record
GCAGAACUUGGCAAGGAGUCUCGGAGAGUCACGAACCAAGGACAUCGGUGGGCACGGAUUUCCGGCUGAACAUCGGCUACAAUGUGGAUCGCAUUUCCCCCUUCCGGAAUCUUCCUCUACACCAAGAAGCUUUUCUUGAGCGAGCAGGUGGGCCGUGCGCAAGCCAUCGAGUUCCUGCGCAAGAAUGCGGCCAACUCGCUCUCCAUGGCCAACCUCCUCAUGGGCCUCUCCUCCGUCCUCUGCAGCCUAAACGGGCACUACCACUAUGCAUGCUGGCUAGUCCUCACUGGCUUCGUGCUAGACCUUGCUGACGGAGCCGUUGCGAGGCAACUCAACGCCUGCUCUGCCUUGGGGGCUAAACUGGAUGACUUUGCAGACUUCACGUCCUUCGGCCUGGCCACGGGGCUCCUUCUGCAGGGCCAUGGGAUCCUCGAGGGGUUGCUGGUGAUUGUCUAUGUGCUGGCGGUGUUUACACGGCUAUGCUUCUUCACCAGUGGGAUGCCCUUUAUGUAUCGGGGUUUGCCAUGCCCCUACGGUGCCUCCAUGGUAGCAGCCACCUACUUCCUGACUGGAGGCCACCUGGUGACCAUGCGCCUGAUGGCCAUAGUGAUGGUCCUCUUCAUGGUGGACCAGGGUUUCUAUCCCCAUGACAAGGUGCUGGAGUCCCAGGCUUGGAAGAAGGCCAUCUUCGGAGGAGGUAUUUUGGUGCUCCUGUUUCAUGCCUCCUUCCUGGCCUCUCUCUACUUCCUGAUUUGGUCUGUAUCGUACAUUUUUUUCCCCAACAUUUUGUGGAGUUACAAAGUCUAACCUCGUCGGAGGACGCGAGCGGAUGAUGCCAGCAUUGCACCCUGCUCAGGCAGUCUUCAGCGACUGGGAUGACUGGUCCAGUGUUUAAAAUCCAUAUUUUGUCUAAAGUUGCUGCAGUUUUUCAUCCAACUGAGGGGAUAAACUUCUGAGAGAUUUA